AUCCUCAGCGAAGGGGACAUUGAUAGUGCAGUCAAGACGAUGGUGGCGAGGAUCACUGGUCUUAUUGAUAAGUGGAUGCAGAACGGAUCCAACUGGACCGUUUCUCGAGUGAGACAGCUGGAUGUGUCGACAGCAAAGUACACUCCUCUUCGAGGUGGUGCAGCUGCUAUCCCGCCGAAAUUAGAAAAAAAGAAGGCCAUCAUUAACGUAAAGAACAACGAUGACAGGUGUUUGAUGUGGGCGUUGUUGUCAGCGCUGCACCCCGUCGAACAGAAUGCUGAGCGUGCAUCCAAGUACACCCAGUAUGUUGAUGAGCUGCGGUUCGAUGGUGUGAUGUUCCCUGCAACGCUCCGUGAUGUACCCAAAGUGGAGUUACAGAAUGGUCUUGCAAUCAAUGUGUUUGGCUACGAGGGGAAUCUGUACCCACUCUAUCUCAGCGAGCGACAGGAGACUCCAAUCAACCUCCUUCUUCAUGACAACCACUUCACAUGGAUAAAAAACUUCAGUCGUGCAUGUGAGAAUAAGAACAAGCGGGCAACACACUACUGCUUGCGAUGCCUCUCCGCACACAAAACAGCAGACUCCCUGCAGCAUCACAGCGAGAGAUGUCAGGUGAUGAAGCCCGUGCCAGUCGUCAUGCCCACAGCAAAGGACAGAAUCCUCAAAUAUACAAAUUUGAAGCACAGGAUGGUGGCUCCAUACAUCAUUUACGCUGAUACGGAGGCCAUCAUUGAGCCGAUGGAGGAACAGCAUGGCAGCAGCACUGUACGCACAGCCCGUCAUGUACCAUGCAGCAUCAGAUAUGCUGCCAUCCGAUCCAACGGUGAAGUCCGUGGCGAGUUUGACGACUGCAGUGAGAAUGCCAUUCACAACUUUUUCGACAGUCUCAAAGAGUUGGAAGGCAGUAUCCAGGAGGAUUUGGCUGAUAUCAAGCCAAUUCGCAUGACGGCAGAACUGGAGCUUGAGUUUCAGAACGCAGUCAACUGCUGGAUAUGUGAUGAAGUACUUGGAGAAGAUCGUGUUCGUGAUCAUGAUCAUCUCACUGGCAACUACCGCGGUGCUGCACACUACCAGUGUAAUAUUCAGCUAAGUAUCUACCCAGAUCGCCAGAUCAUUCCGGUUGUGUUUCACAACCUGAAAGGGUACGAUGCUCACCACCUCAUCGCCCACAUUGGUAUGACCGAGGUUGAAGAGGUGGAGUACGAGGACUCUAACCAGCGUAAGCGGAUUAAGAAGGUUGGUGAGAUCAGUGUCAUCGCCAACAACAUGGAGAAAUAUAUUUCAUUCAAGUGGCGUCAGUACCGCUUCAUCGACUCCAUGGCAUUCUUGAACUCCUCUCUUGACUCGUUGGUGAGCAACACCCCGGAAGAUGCGCUCAAGCUUACUCGUACAUUGGCCCAUCAUGACCUUCUCCUGCGUAAGGGUGUCUACCCCUACGAGUACAUGGACUCCUUUGCUCGGUUUGAUGAGACACAGCUGCCACCUAAAUCAGCAUUUGAGUCUAGUUUGACUGGAGAAGGUAUCAGUGAUGCCGACUAUGCCCAUGCUCAGAACGUAUGGCAGACAUUUGAGUGCAGUACAAUGGAGACCUAUCAUGACCUCUAUUUGCAAACAGAUGUCUAUCUUCUAGCAGAUGUCUUUGAGCAUUUCCGCAAGACGGCAUACAAGACGUAUGGGUUGGAUCCAGCCCAUUACCUUACUCUCCCAGGAUAUGCAUGGGAUGCUCUACUACGGUUCACCCAGAUUGAACUGCAGCUGCUCACGGAUGUAGACAUGCAUCUGUUUGUCGAAGCCGGUCUACGUGGGGGCAUCUCAAUGGCGUCGCAGCGGUACGGCAAGGCCAACAACCCAACGAUGGAUCAGUACAAUUCUGCCGAGCCCACAUCAUACUUGCUAUACCUUGAUGCCAACAACCUGUAUGGCUGGGCUAUGUGCCAGAGUAUGCCGACAUCCGAGUUUGCCUGGUGUGACAAGAACCUGUCCGAGAUACUGGCACACCCUGUAGAUUCGAGCACUGGGUUCAUUGUGGAGUGUGAUCUUGAGGUACCCUCUUCGCUGCACCACUACUUCAAUGAUUAUCCACUCGCACCGGAAGUGAUGAGAACAUUCUCAGAUAAGCUAUCACCAUACCAACAAGCACUUGUGGAGGAGCUCAAAGUGUCAGCCGUAGAUGGAGUCAAGUUGACACCCAGUCUCCUACCCAAGUCCAAGUAUGUGUUACACUACCGUACACAGCAGCUGUAUUCGCGUCUGGGCAUGGUGGUGACCGCUGUUCACAAGGUGUUGGGAUUUCAGCAGAGUGCCUGGAUGGCUCCCUACAUCAAUCUGAACACUGCACUUCGCACGAGGGCUACAACCGACUUUGAGAAGAGCUUUUACAAGCUGAUGAACAACUCAGUCUUUGGCAAGACGAUGGAGAACGUUCGUAAUCGAAUACGCAUCGAUCUCUUGCGAGAAGAAAGUGAGGAGCAGGUACUGAGGGCAGUGAGCAAGCCUACAUAUGUGCGGCACGACAUUUUCCCGAACGGGCUUGUCGGAAUAGAAAAGCAGCACACUGAGAUCAAGCUCAACAAGCCGGUCUAUGUGGGUAUGUCGAUACUAGACCUGUCAAAGGUACACAUGUACUCCUUCUACUACGAUGUGCUGAAGGAGCAGUAUGGUAGCAGAAUCCGGCUGUUGUACACCGACACCGACUCUGUUAUUGUGCACAUCACCACCGGUGAUGUUUAUGCAGAGAUGGAUCUGUCUCUGUAUGACACCAGCAACUUUCCCACUGACCAUCCUCAGUACACUUCUGCCAAUAAGAAAGUGGUUGGCAAAUUCAAAGAUGAGCUUGGUGGGAAAUCCAUGGUGGAGUUUGUAGGUCUAAGAUCGAAGAUGUACUCCUACAUCGGACAGGAAUCGGCCAAACGGGCCAAGGGUGUGCGAAAGGCAGUCCUGGCAAAUACCAUCACCCACAAGAACUAUGUAGAUGCACUGCUCAGUCAUCGUGUGUCUUCCAGGCCUAUGACGGGUCUCCGAUCACAUUGCCACACAGUGUAUGAGGAGGUAACCACCAAGGUGGCAUUGUCUCCAUUCGACUGCAAGCGGUACAUACUGGAUGAUGGCAUGGCCACACUUGCAUAUGGUCACAAGGACAUUUAA
This is a messenger RNA of Sycon ciliatum, 3144 nucleotides long. RefSeq lists its product as uncharacterized. The record is from RefSeq and is a predicted model, not a curated record. Gene Ontology annotation, molecular function: nucleotide binding; DNA binding; DNA-directed DNA polymerase activity. Gene Ontology annotation, biological process: DNA replication. Lineage: Eukaryota; Metazoa; Porifera; Calcarea; Leucosolenida; Sycettidae. Bases 40 to 3144 code for a protein of 1034 amino acids. The transcript is spliced from 7 exons.